Molecule: messenger RNA, 480 nt
Organism: Maudiozyma saulgeensis
Lineage: Eukaryota; Fungi; Ascomycota; Saccharomycetes; Saccharomycetales; Saccharomycetaceae
Source: the annotation of a GenBank genome assembly
AUGAAGGCCCGCUCGUGCCUAAUGAUAAACACACACCCUUGUAACACAAAAGUGUGCAGAAGACAAAGCAAAUAUUAUUGUUGCCGUGCAAACUAUUCGUUACUACGGCCCGUCCAUAGCAAUACGCAUAUAAUACAGGUCAUUCCACGGCACCGAAAAUUUCGAAGAGCAUCAAAGAAAAAGAAAAAGACGGCACGUGAUCCGUCACUUCCCACGACGGCGGCGGCGACGUUUCUCCCACACAAUACAGAGAAUGAAAUUAUGCGGGAACACCCGGGCCAGUGCAUGAAGCCCCGCCAAAGCAUGCAAAACAAGGGGCUAAGAACCACUGCUGUGACGAGCAGCCAGGCUGCCAGGCUGCCAGGCAGGCAGACAGAGACUGAUCUGUCCACCCCUUGUUCUGGCUCUGGGACUUUGCCGCUACGGCUUGUCACAUGUGACGACGAACGCAACGAAAAAAAUAGUUUAAAAUUUAAUUAA